AUGGAAGACUCCGGCCGCAAGGCGAUUCUAACAUCAGACAAUUUCCAUCAUGCACAAGAGCUGUCCCGGGCGACCUCGCCCGGUGGUGAGCCCGUCGCCGUGAAUAGCGAAGGCGAACCGAUAGCCCGCGUGCGGCCCCGUACCUACCCAUACUUCAAAUAUCUUCCAUACCAGCUCGAGGAUGAGACUGAGCGUAAUCAAAAUCUGCGAGAGAUUUUGAACCAGCUUUAUAUUGCAGUGGAGGCCGGCGACUUCAAUCCCGGAGCCGUGCACUGGACACGCGAGCUACGCGGAUGGCUGUCGCUCAAGUUUGAUCCAACCCGGGCGCAGCGCAUCAGCCUUGUAAAAUUGUAUUUUGAGCUUGCACUUGCUCCUGGUAUUGACCCGUCGGUCGCCGAGCGAUUUUCGAGCAUGUUCAUGCUUCUCACGAAGCGCAAGCAUUAUCUAAAGCCAGUCAAAGACCUCGUGUUAGAUUGGAAGCCCCUAUACAAGGAGCUCAAGGCUUUUGUCCUUCCCACUGAGUCCGGCCUUGUUCACUCGACCAACCUAAAGCGGAAUGUCAAGACCCUGACCAAGCUUUGCGCAUUUGCUCAAUUAUUCAUUGACCCGUGUGAACUUCCCGCCAUGCUAGAAGAGUUUUUGCCUCAUUAUACCACAUCGUUCUCAGAAGGUGCCUUCGUUGUCGCCGGGCUCAUUAAUUUGCUGCUUCCGACCUCCCCUGCUCCGGAUUCGCGAGCCGAUCUCCAACCACAGAGCCAUCUGCCUACACAUUUCCAUUUGUGGUCAUUGGUCGGUCGGUCAAAAACAUUCGACACAACAUAUCUGGACUAUCUCUCCCGGUUGGCCCGAGAUUCUCUGCCGGCUGCUCACAUUCCAUUCUCCGAGCAUGGUAUCUUCACAAAGGAACAGUCUGCUCUCGUUUUUACCGCGAUACUGAGGUUGUUGGAAAUCCCGGUCGGGCAAUCUACUUCCCCGUAUAGUGCCUUGGUGGAUAUUUCGUCUGGUCUGGGUAUCAUGCUUGAUCGCGAUGGGCGGAAGCACCCGGUUGCUCACCAUAUUGCCCGGUGGAUUGUAAUGUCGCUUUCACCCGCUUGUGUGGAUGCCGAAGUUUCUAUUCUCACACAGCUGGAAGGACUCAUCCAAGCCGUUGAGACUUUUUUCCACCCUUCAAACUCGGGCCAUUGGACCAAGACUCUGUCACAACUGGUUUAUUACCUGACCGAUUUUUUUGUCAUGCGUUGGAAUCGCGAACAAACCGGUGAGAUGGAUGUCCCACCUGAGCGACAAUUGAAUGAGCCUCUGAAGCGGCGGUUUGUCUUGUGCAUCCGUGACGUAAUCUUCAUGGGAAUAUAUGCUAAAAGCAGCACUGCAAUGACCUUCUCCCUGUCGACUUUACAAGGCUUGGCCUACUUAGAACCGCAUCUCAUCCUACCCGGGGCUUUGCAGAGAAUCUACCCUGCGCUGCAAGGUCUUGUCGAAGUGCACCGAACUGCGUCCUCGCUUCGGGCUAUGACAUCGCUAUCUCGUGUUAUUUCACGCACCAAGGGUUACCGCUGUCAUAUGACAACCUUGUUGGGUCUGACCCUCCCUGGCAUUGAUGCGAACGACCUUGAAAAAUCGCUUCAUGCCCUGUCGUUCAUUCAAUCGGCCUGUUACAAUAUUCCUAUGGUUGACUUGACCCAAGGGCGAGAUGACAUCAACUGCAAUAUGCUUGCCAUGCAAUGGAUCUCAGGUGAAAUGGAGAGGAUGGAAGAGCAAGGGUCCGAUGUGCAGCUUGGUUAUGAUACAGAGUUGGAUGAUGAGACCGAGGAAUUGAUCUUGCGCUCUUCGACAUGUGGUUUCGGAGACUUCACGAUAGCUUUCCUGGGUCGCGUCUUCACCCUCUUGGAAAAUCUGCCCGACGUCUCCAGAGUUCGUAACGGUUCGCCCGAAGAGAAUAUCGUGAACACUCUCCCCGCCACGUUCAUGCCUUUGCUCGCUUCUUUGUCCCCGGAGUAUUUCGAUAUCGCUUUGGGGAAGAUUGUAGAUUUCGUGUCCAACCACGUCAUUCACCAGGCUCGUGAUGCAAUGGCUUUCAUCUGCAAUGCCCUGUGCAAGGUGAACCCCGAGAAGGCCCUCAAGCGUUUCAUCCCUGUCUUGACUGCGGCUAUCCGUACCGAGAUUGAAGACAAUGGUGCCGGAUCAACACGAACCACAGGAACUGAUGUUUUGCCUCGUGAUCGAGGUCUAGUCUGGAAUGUCAGUAUGCUGAGCAUGUGUGUGGUGCAUGUCGGCAGCGCCGUCAUUGGCCACCGCCAGGAACUGUUUGACAUUGCAGUCUACAUGCAACAGAACUGCCGUGGCAUUCCUACAGUCCAUAUUUCCAACUUCAUCCACCACCUUCUGCUCAAUCUGACUGGAACCUACACUAAUGAUUUUUCACUCUACGAACCUUCAGUCAAAGCGAACGGCAUCGGGCCGAAGCUAUGGAGCUAUCAAGCUGAUGUGAACAACCUCAACAUCAAUUGGCACGUGCCGACGCGUCGGGAAAUUGAGUUUGCCGUCGACGUCUUCAAAAUCCAAACAGAGACGGCUUUGAAGUCGCUGUCUGCGCUGACUCAUGAGACAUCAAUUGUCAAACGUGAUGGAAGCGGCAAGGACUGGUCGGAUGAGGUUACUCGGAACCUUGUGCUCUUGCGGCUCGUGUUGUCUGGAGUUUCCGUUCUCUUUGAUCCCAAAGCCGCAUCAACUACAACGCUCGGACCUUCAAACGGCCCCUCUGGGGAUGUUGAGAUGGGUGGUGAUUUUGGUGUUUCAAAUGACAUCGAGGAAGAUCCUGACACUGUCCUGGACAGCUCUGAUGAUGCUAUAAUCAGACAAGCUUUCACCUACCCCACUGGGUAUGCCCUCAAAGAAGGAGACCCGUUAUAUACCACCAUCCAUGAACUACGUGAGCGAACUGGUUGGGUCUUGCAUGAUGUACACCGGUUCUUGAGUGAUAAGCAAGAGGAUGAUGUUCCUUGCUUUGGGGCUUUGUACUCUGCCUUCAGAUCGUGGUUUGUUGAUGUGGGCAUUGAGAGAUCCGCUCAUGUACUAGACCGAGUAACUCGCCUCUUGGCCGCGGACAUUCAUCCUUAUAAGAUGAGUGGUAUGCGAAAAGAUUACCCCAGAGCCCUGCUUGUGCGCAGAGCCAACGUAUAUCACCUGCAACGGCUAAGACACAACGCUUCUCCCCGUCCUCGGUCUAAGCUUGAUGAAAUUCUUCUUCUUGAUAUCGCCGAAUCCUGUGUCUCUCUCUACACAGAGACGCGCCGUAAUGCCCAAAACGCAGGCGAGUCAGCACUCAAGGCGGUCUAUGGUGGCAGACUGCUGGUCAUCCCCCCUCUACUCACGGCUCUGCAAAGAGGUGUCAAGGAAAAUGACCAUGCACGCAUCAAGGGAGCACUUUACUCGUUGCUUCUGAGCAGUGUAGCCAAAACUGUUGGGCGGCAUUGGAAGUAUGCGCCUGCCGUGGUCAGAACCUUUAUCGAUGCCAGCGCCGUUGACAAGCCUUCAGUCCAGAAGAUUUGCUCUACCGCAGUAUUCCAGGUCAUGGAUUACGGUCGCGCGAUGGAGCGAAUGGCUAUCCUAGAUCAAGAAAUUGUAGAGGCAAUAGCUCCUACUGAGGAUGUCACCGGGCAGAUCGAGAAAAAGCGCGCAGUUGUCAAUAGCAAGCGCGUUGCUAUCGAGAAAAAGAAAGCUGACCUGGCCGAAGAGCUGGUAAACCUGGCACGGGUAUCCCACUGGAAGAUUGCUAGCCGCGCUGCGACCAUUGUCAUCACUAUGGGUCUCCGCUUCGACUAUAUCGCCAGCGAUAAUUUGAUCGAGCUGAUGACACUCGGGUCUAUUGACGACCACCCUGGCUUGCGCGGCAUGUACUCCCAGGCGCUAAUCGCGCUAUUCACUAUGAUUGAUGUGCGAGCAAUUUGCACCCACGAGUAUAAGAACUAUGUUCUUGGUCAUCAGCGCUUCCCGUCAAAGAUCAAGGUUGCAACAAAGCCCUAUGAGAAGGGAUACACCCAAGAGUAUAUUUCUAGCUUCGCGAAACCUGAGGCAGAGUACUACGUUGAUCAUGAUUUCCCAGGCUGGCUUGUGUGGGGCAAGACUAUGCCUGCUUACAAGUCCAACGUAGCACGGGACAUUGAGUAUGACGAUGUUGAAUGGAAGGUUCGUACCAAGAUGGGCAAGUUAUUUACUCGCGAGUGGUUCUCCAAGUUCUUCAUGUACUUGAAGCAAGAGCCACGGGACCCAUCUGCUGACAAGUUCCGCAUGUCCUGUGCCAUGUUGCUUCUCUACGCAUUCGAGCUCAUGAUUCGGGACGGGCUUACAGCCGCCUCGUUUGAGGAAAUCCGAGAAGAGAUCAAAGAAGUCUUUGAAGAUGGCAGUGAUAAGCACCAACAUCGUGCCACGGCUGAAAUUCUCGGGGCUUUGAUAUCCUCUGUGACGGAUACAGGCGUGGAGAAGCGGACUAUGGUCUGGGCGUAUGCAUUCCCCAUUGUACGGCAGAUCUUCACCGACGGCCUCACUCCAGAGAACUCUGGCUACUGGACAACAUUCCUUCACAUGAUCCUUCAAUGCCGUGAUCCCCGCCGCGCUUGGCCGUUGGUCGAUUGGCUAUCCAGCUUCCGUCUUGACAUGUCGACCAACGCAGCUUUCAAGGAAAGUUCCAAGAUCAACCUCCUGCAUCAAUGUAUCAUUGAUUCUGGUUGGCAUUACCAGCUCGAGAAGCCCAUUGUGGAAGAUUUCCUCGCACAUUUGGACCACCCGUACAAGGGCGUCCGCGAAGCAAUGGGUCAAACUCUUGCAACUAUUUAUCGUACGAGGUACCACGAGUCGUACCCUGAUGUUCAGCAUCUUCUAGAGGCCCAGAAAUCCGCGUCUUCUGUCGGCACAUAUCCCUACCCGCCUACCGAAGAUUUUACAAAGGUGAUUCAUGGAGUCUUCACUCGAAUCGAAGAAUGGCGGAAGGCCAGGACUCCUGGUCAACAGACACCCUCAUCCUACACCUCGGGCAGCAAAACUGUUCUCCUUUGGCUGGAUUCGACUUUGUCUUCUCACGAGUGUACCCAGCUUGUCUCAUUCUUCCCCAAUGUCUUCACCGCUCAGCUCCUGCACAUGAUGGAUGUGAAGGAAGACCCAGAGCUCCAGUCCCUUGCAUACCACGUUUUCCGUCACCUCCCCAAUAUCCCGUAUCCAGCCGAGAAAAAUUCUGAAUUCAUACAAUCUCUCAUCCGUAUCGGACAGACAUCCCCAUCAUGGCAUCAGCGCUUACGUAUCAUGAUCAACAUCCAAAUCAUCUACUUCCGCCGCCUGUUCCUGCUCGACCCCGCAGACCGCGACAAGCUCUUCGAGUGUAUCGCCUCCAUGCUCGAAGACCCCCAGCACGAAGUCCGUGCUGGCGCCUCAGCCACACUAUCCGGUAUGGUCCGAUGCUCGCCUGUCUUCCUGCGGGAAAAGAUGGUCAGUCGCUUCCAUGACCGCUUCACGAAGGUUCUAGCAGACAACCCUCUCCCUAAGAAGCCAAAGACCUUCCGCUCAGGAAUCGCCUCCUCCACGGUAUCGUCCAGCGCUGGAGCCCCUACUCCCGAGCACAACCGCUUAAUCAUUGUUCGCCACGGCGCUGUGUUGGGUCUCGGCGCAUUGAUUCAGGCCUUCCCCUACAACAGUCCCCCGCCUCCCUGGAUGCCUGAGGCAUUGACUUCACUCAGUAUCCGCGCAGCCAACGAUCCUGGCAUUGUUGGUUCGAGCGUGAAGUCGAUUAUCAGCGAGUUCAAGAAGACUAGACAAGAUACUUGGCAUAUUGAUGCAAAGGCCUUCACAUCGGAUCAGCUAGAAGACUUAUCGGGUGUUCUAUGGAAGAGCUACUUUGCGUAG
Molecule: messenger RNA, 5892 nt
Organism: Penicillium digitatum Pd1
Lineage: Eukaryota; Fungi; Ascomycota; Eurotiomycetes; Eurotiales; Aspergillaceae
Product: proteasome activator BLM10
Biological process (GO): proteasomal ubiquitin-independent protein catabolic process
Cellular component (GO): cytosol; nucleus
Molecular function (GO): proteasome binding; peptidase activator activity
Source: RefSeq, a predicted model, not a curated record